AUGAACAUGAUCCUGAUUCCUUCAUUGCAGGGGCGGGGGAGUAAAAACACUCUCCGGGGCGACGUCAGCUUGGCCGAUGCUACCAUCAAGCUCGCAGACGACAGCACCAUUCCCAUUCACAAAACAAUCCUUGUCAGUCAGUGCCCCUUUUUCCGAGGUCUAUGGCUAGGCGGUAGCUGGAAGGAAAGUGGAGACAAAAUCAUCUACCUAAAGGAAGACGACCCCAACGCCAUGAUGGCUAUGAUCAAGUUUCUCUACAGAAGAGAGUACUUUCCCGCCAAAGACGCACGCGACAGUCCCCUCGAAUUUCUCGCCUGCGUCUACGAAGUUGCCGAUAAGUACCUCGUCCACCAACUCAAAAAAGACUGUCUCACACACAUUAAGUCAAUUCUGAAAGAGACUCGGAACUGGAACGCAGACGAAUUUCUCCGUGUUAUCCCAUUUGUCUACCAAAGCACCCCCCAGACAGACCGUGGACUCCGGGACCUCAUGGUCCAUGCAGCUUCUGAUCAUAUUGAAGAUCUUACCAAGAACGAGGCCUACCACAAGCUCGAUACCUUCGAGUUCACCAAAGAUGUGAUCUUGAAAAUUGGCGGAUAUCACCAUGCCAAAGUGUGCGUGGACUGUGGGCUGUUCUUAAGAAAGGAUAUCCAAGUCAAUACUUGCCAUCAAUGCGGUGGAGAACUGUAUCUUAUUGAAGUCCACAAAGCAUAG
Molecule: messenger RNA, 714 nt
Organism: Penicillium waksmanii
Lineage: Eukaryota; Fungi; Ascomycota; Eurotiomycetes; Eurotiales; Aspergillaceae
Product: BTB/POZ domain-containing protein
Exons: 3
Coding region: 1-714 (237 amino acids)
Molecular function (GO): protein binding
Source: RefSeq, a predicted model, not a curated record